Molecule: messenger RNA, 3530 nt
Organism: Lymnaea stagnalis (great pond snail)
Lineage: Eukaryota; Metazoa; Mollusca; Gastropoda; Lymnaeidae
Source: the annotation of a GenBank genome assembly
AGCAAAGGAAUACUGCACCGUGAUCUGAAACUUAGUAACAUUUUGGUGAUGACUGAUGGUAUUGUUAAGAUUGCUGACUUUGGAAUGGCAAGGUUUCAAAGGUGAGCUGACAAUUUUAAUAAUAUACAAAAGCAUAAUUUACCACACAUUUUAAUUACAGUGAAAGCAGAAUAAACUAUAGGAGUAAUAUGGAGAGGACUGCAUUUCAGGUUGAAUUGACUUGAAAUAUAACGAAGAGGAUGUGACACUUACAAACACUUUAAGUAAAUAGUCUUCAACCGCAGAAAAAGAAGAACAUAAAGAUAAACUUAUAGAUGAGUGGAAUAAAUAUUUAAUUGUGUUGAGGAAGUGUCAGAAAGAAUCACAAUCUGGUUUAAGAUUAAAAGGAAAUGUAGUAAUGAUAUUUGAAAAAAAAAAAUAUUUCAAAUAAAGUGGAAUUCAAAGGUUACUAAAAUGUGGUGAGGGUUGCAAGGUUUAACGUUAGUAAAGAUGGGGGGGAUGUGACAUAGGUUAUAUAUCAGUUCUAACACAUAUUUUUUUUGUUAUUUUGAAACUCGGCCUUUAAUUUAAGACCAGAAUGAUGACUUUUGAUUCAUUAAUGAUUUAAGUUAAAAAUUAUUUUUAAAAAAUUCUCAACAACCAGUUCUGCUCAGUGUUACUCUCCUGAUGUUGCUACAUUGCACUAUCGCUCGCCUGAACUUCUUCUGGGUGCUACCAAGUAUGGUCCAGCUGUUGAUGUCUGGUCUUUUGGUUGCAUCACUGUUGAGUUAUUUGUGAGGGCAAAGUUUAUCACUGGUACCACGGAACAAGCUCAGGUAGAUAAAUGUCUCUAGACCUAUAAGGGGUAAUAAGGGGAGAGACUGCAAUCAGGUUAGUACAAAAUAAAAUGAGUAAAACAGAGUAGGGUUAAACCGGAAAAAAUAAACGCAACAAAACAGCGAACGUGUCGGCAGAAAGCCUUCGUCAGCGAACAAAACAACAGAAAAAAACGGUAUAAAAAUAAGAAUAAGAAAUAGCACUUAGCUGGUAAGUAGUAUCUGUGGGCAGCAAUAGAAGUCAAACUAAGUCACUUCUAUUGCUGCCCACAGAUACUACUUACCAGCUAAGUGCUAUUUCUUAUUUUUAUUUUUAUACCGUUUUUUCUGUUGUUUUGUUCGCUGACGAAGGCUUUCUGCCGACACGUUAGCUGUUUGUUGCGUUUAUUUUUUCAGGUUUAACCCUACUCUGUUUUACUCAUUUUAUUUUCUAGACCUAUAACAAGCUCAGGUAGAUAAAUAAAUGUCUUCAGACCUAUUGAUAGAACUAGCUCAGUAGAUAAAUGUCUCUAGACCUAUUGAUAGAACAAGCUCAGGUAGCGACAUUAAUAUCUGCUGAAGCGUUACUGAGCAGGACGCUCUAGAACGGCAGCUCACGAAGAACAGCGUCCAGGACCCCGGGCCGACGUAUUCGUAACCGUUAAAGUCAAAAGCAGGAUCAAGGACCACACCCCCCCNNNNCCCCCCCAUUGAUAAGCAAUGGACACGGAUAAGCCUGGCUUACGGAACCACCCCCACCCCCCCACGCAACCGGGGGGCCGUGUGUUCAAAAUUUGCCCGGUUGAGCUGUUUACUCUAAUAAUUUUAGCAUACAAAGUACAAGUUUGAGAAGUCUUUCACGAUUGUAUGCUAAGACCCGUUAAGACUACAAUCUUAAGAGACCGGGUUGAAAACAUGCAUUCCUGUAGUUUUUUCCAUUAAAAAAAAGUUUUUAGUUUUAACUUGCAUUUGAUUUCAUAAUGAACUUGAUAGACAUGGCUACAGUAAUAUAAUUGUAUUCACCCUAGUGGCAAAUUUACUAAAUUUGUUUAGUCGAUCCAGGGCUGUUCUUACGUAUUGAAAAAGAGGGUGAGGGUAUUAGAUUUUGUCAGGAAGUACAAAAGUUUAAAAAAAAUUCAACAAUAUUCAUCCAAAUGUAAAUGUAACGUAUUUAUAUCUCGAAAGCUGUAAAAAUAUCAUGCAAUGUUUAGAAGGAAUCAUCAUAGUAUUUGCAUGUAUUUUUACAAAUGAACUUGCUAGAUAUACUCAGAAGGUAAUAAGUAGUAGAGAUGUUACAGUAAUAUGUAGUCCACCAUAUGUCCAUUGUGCAUGUGAUGUGUAUUUUAUUGGACUACGCCUAUGGUUCUAAAAUUUGCGCUUCAUGGCACCCAUGCCAAAUUUAGGGUUUCCAUCAGGCUCCCUGUGUUAAAUUCUUACAAAUACACUUCUAAACAGUGGAUGCGUAAGCAAAAUAGUAUUUAUUGAUAGUGCAAGCUCAGGUACUUCAUGGUCUCUAAAUUUAUUGAUAAAAAAAUAUGAUUAGUUUAGUUUAUCAGUUGGCAUCAUCAACGUUUAUUAUUUCAAACAGUGAAAGAAUAAAAAAAAUUGAUGGCACUUGGGCAAAUGACAUUGCUUAGUUUUGACAUUUUUAUAAAUAUAUCCUUUUAUAAAAUGGUAUGAAGAUUUAUAUAUACACAUCAAAAAGUUUAUAAGAAAGAAGCUAUAAUAUUUAUCCAGUACCGGUAGAAUUAACACAUUUUCUGAUGUGCCAUGUCUUUAAUUUUUCCAAAUUACAGAUAUUUAUAAGGCAUUUGCAAAAUUUGUUGAGAAUGUAACUAAUGUAAUAUAUUCUCUAACUUGACUAAAUUCUUUGAAACUCAAAUAUUUUGUCACUAAAUGAUCUGAAUAUUUGUUAUCUGUUGUAUUCCUCAGCUCCUAUGUAUUAUUGGUAUGCUGGGAACCAUAGACAGGGAUACGAUGCCAGCUGACCUGGACCUGCCUUACCUGGACAAUAUGGCACUGCCCACCAAUCCUCACCCCAAUAUCAAACACGUCUUGAAGAAAUAUGUCAAGAAUCAAGACGCCAUCAACUUGCUGCUCUGCCUGCUGCAGUUAAAUCCUGACCACAGGCUUGACUGUGCAACAGCUCUCUCUCAUUCAUUCUUCACCGCCAGUCCAAAACCAGAGAAUGUAAAACUGGACUCUGUCAACAACAAGCCUGUCACUGUCACCCAAAAGUGUUUCGGCCAUGUGGGCCCACUUCAGGUUGCAGGCUACAACAUCAUACCGCCAGGAGUUAACAUAAUACCUGCCUCACAUUUCAUCCACCAGGCGUGCGUGCAGGGGCUGCUCCCACAGACACACCUGAAGGCCCUUUUCCCCCAGGCACAGCUCCACGCCAUGUUUCCCCAGACCCAACUACAGACUCUGCUGCCGCAGUUCUUGAAUCCCCACUAGUGAGCUAACAGUUUUUGUACCAGGUACCAUGGGUCUUUCAUUCAAUGAUGUGUACACUCGAAUUAUGAUCUCAGCAAUAUAUUGAUAUUACCCUAUUAUAUGGUGUACAUAAUUUCGUCAUCAACGAUUCAGCAUUGAUGUAUUCUUUGCUGAGCCUUAAGUAAUGUUUCCAUCUCUAAGUAGAAUAGUCGCCUGUUCUUAAUCUCGACUGACCGGUUUAAGACACACUGAUUAGUUAAAAUAUAAGAUUUGGUUAUACUCUAAGCAGUCACAACAGAC